Podarcis lilfordi (Lilford's wall lizard) is the source of this 16703-nucleotide messenger RNA. The record is from the annotation of a GenBank genome assembly. Lineage: Eukaryota; Metazoa; Chordata; Lepidosauria; Squamata; Lacertidae.
GCCAAAGACUCCGCCAUUUGCUUGAGAACUGACUUGGAAAUGAGUCCCAUACAGCUCAAUGGAACUUACUUCCAGGUAAGUGUUUCUAGGAUUAGGACAGGUGUUGAGGAAUGUGUGGCCCUCCAGAUGUUGUUGAACUCCAGCUCCCAUCAGCCCCAGCCAGUCAUGUCCAAUAGUUGGGGAUGGGGGCCCUGAAGAAAGUACCUUAAAAAGGAGCUGAAGUUUCUAUGAUACCAUUUCCCACACUUUAAAAAGCAUUCAGGGGUUCAAACCAUGUGGACUAGUAGCAAUCAGAACAGGGAAGGCUCCCACCCUCCACUUAAAAGUAGUUGUAGGUUUUGGGUGAUUUCAACUCUGAAACAGCCAGCAUGCUUUCACUCACUGUAGCAACAUCUGUAAUAAUAAUAAUAAUAAUAAUAAUAAUAAUAAUAAUAUCCUGUACACAGCCAGAGAUAGCAAAAGGGAUUCUACAAAAGAAAAGGUCCGGACGCUGUGUUUAAAGAUGAAGAAAAAAGCUGUGUCAGAAAUUGGCAAUCUGUUGAGUCACAACUGCAAUUCCCACCCUUAAAUUGGCUUCUAGCCAAUGGAUGAACCAUCAUUUCCCUCUGCAACCCACUCCCCCCCUUACUUUGGACGGAAGAAAAAAGAAAAAAAACCCACAUACAAACUGUUGUAAUUUAUGAUCUCAUCAAACGACUGCCUGCUUGCGUCUUUUGUACUUCAGCAAAAUUGGAGGGGGGGCCAAGGAAGGCUAUAAAAAAAAUUACCUUGCUUCAGCCAAUCAGCAGAAGCCAAAAACAGCUGUUAAAAGGAGCUGGAUGCUUGAACGAGCAACUAUAGCGCAAUUUAAUAAAGGAGGAGAGAUUAAUACACACAUAUAAAUAUAUAUAUCACAUACACACAUUUUCUCUCUCUUGCGCUCUUUCAAACUCAAAAAGUUCCCAAGGAUUCUUAGACAGACGCGAAGAAAAGAGAAAACGCCAACUGGAAUUGACAUCGAUUUCUUGUGGUUUCUUUUCCUUUUCCCUCCUCUUCCACCGGCUUUUCAUUCAAGCUCCUUUAUUCAGAAGGAAGGAAGCCCCCUUUUUGAAGAGAGAGGUAUAUUUAUAUAUUUGUAUUUCUUUAAAAAUUUGGAACAAAAGGAAAGGAAAACCUCAGCUCCAUCCUGUUGCACAGGCUUCCAGAUCGCUGCCGGGUUUUUUGUUUUAAAGAAGAGUGUGUGUGCUGAAAAGAAGACAGCUCAAAAAGACUUGGCAUUGAGGUGGGGAAAGAGAGAGAGAGAGAGAGAAAGAGAAACCCCACAAUUCUGGGAAAGGGACUUCUUGAUGGUCCAUUUUUAAGAAAUUUAAAUAGGCAGUGAGGGACUUCAUGCUGGGGUGUGUGAGGUGGUGACUGGAGGUGGAUUUCAAAACCCAAAGGAGAGUGGAUGAUGCUCCUUGCUUAGGUGCUGUGAGCCACAGAUAGGACAGAAGGAGCGACCUCAAUUGCCUCCAUUGACUGCUCACAUCCUUUGUGUGCAUCAGCCGAGUUGUUGAUUUGUGUUUGUUUUUAUUUUUGCUAAUCUUAGGGGCUCCUCUUUUUCCUUAAAAGAAUCUUCUCCCUCAAAGAUCACCAAGCUUUGCCCUUUCUCCCCGCAAGGUUGCUUUUAGCAAAAAAAAAGUUCCAAAUGUUUCUUCUUUGGUUUAUCACCUGCUGCCACCUGGUCCUCGCUGUGGACGAACGGGCCCGUUUUGGCCAGUAUCAAGAAGAAAUCAUUUUCCCCGAGAGACUCAAUGCCACAUUCCAUCCUGCGGGUUGGGAUGAGGGCGACAUGCUAGACAACGGCCUGGGUAGCAGCGGCAGCUCGGAUGUGCGGCUCUCCUACCGCCUUCGCGUGUUCGGUGAAGAACUGGUCCUAAAUUUAGAGAAAGACCCCAGCUUCGUCGCAGAGGGCUUGACGGUCCAGUAUUUGGGCAGGUCGGGACAAGCAGUGGACGGCUUGGCUGAGCAAGGGACCUACUUCACCGGCACAGUGAACUCUGACCCGGAAUCAAUUGCGGCAGUCAACUACGAUGGGGCAUCGCUGCUGGGGGUGCUUCAGUACCGUGGCACCGAGUACCACGUGCAGCCCCUGGAAGGGGGAGCCCCAAACACGGCAGGAGGAGCCGGCGCCCACGUGGUGAGGAAGAAGAUGCCAGAGAAAACGGACGGGCCAAUGUGCGGUGUCGGGUCCCAGGUGCCAGAGAGCAUGACAGCCCCUGCAGGCAAACCAUUGCCCAAGGGCGAAGCAUCUCCCAGGAGAGCAAAGGUAAGAGCGGGAGCAUGCUGGGAUGGGGGGAUGCGGCUGCCAAAAACACUUACCGGGAAUACUUUGCACACGCCAUUUAGUUCCACGUUGCGCUCAGGGCCAGCUUUUGAGUCCUUGUUUUAGCAUUUCUGUCUUGCUCUUAAAGGAAGCUGCAUGAUACAAGGUCAGACCACUUGUCCAUCUAGUUCAGUGUUGUCCACAAUGGCUGGUGGUAGCUCUCCGGGGUUUCAGGCAUGAGAUAUGAACAGCCUGACCUGAAGGACAUCGCGAUUGAACCUGGGUCCCUCUACAUCCAUUUUGGUUAGGCCCUUCUCCCCACCCAAAAGGUUCUUUGGAAGUUCCCGGUGGGAAUGUUCUCAACUGCCCACUAUGUCCCCAUUUUCCUGGGAGCCCGUAGCAGUAUCAGGUAUCUAACAGACAUUUGGUGCUCACUUCUGUGUUAAUUGCUUCCGGGUGGGAAAUCCAUUUGCAACCCAGUUAACCCAGGUAAUUGUGGGGCUUUUGCACUUUCCGCAGUUUUUGUACUUUCCGCAGUUUUCAUGCAUCAUGCCACCGCCAUUCACAUGAAUUUGGGGCGGUAUUCCGGCAUACAGUUUGUUUCUGUCAUUUCCAUUGGCGAAUCAUGGGGGAACAGAGGCACGCAUGCGCCUAAAGGCUGGCGAUGUGUCCAGUGAUAGGUCAGGUCACACCACGCCCACUUGUGUGAAUGAAAUUUAGUACGGCAUGAUGAGAUGCCAAUAUGAAAGCCACUGUUCCAUAAUGCAACAGGCAAUGCAGUGGAAAAGGAACUUUGGGAACCAGAACAGAAGCGCUUGCAUUAUAGCCAGGCAAACUACCGCAAUAAACUCCAUGUCUGAAUGCCCCUUUAGUUGGACCCAAGAGAGGUGUUUACUGCUGUUGCUGCUUCUCCUGACAAGCUUGGAGAAAGCAAGUGAACAGAUGGCAACGGUGAGGAGGAGGAGCAGAGCCAGGAGGCUCUGGAGUAUCAAAAGUAGGGCCCCUUUUGGGAUGUGGGGCCACAGUAAAUGCCCAGUGGGGUUGAUCCCUGACACUGGCUGUGUACAGGGACUCUUGAGCCAAUGGCGCCUGGUCUUGCCAGACAAGUUAUGAAUUGUUCCUAUUUCCUUAUUGUGGUUCAACCUUCCCCGACCUCAUGCCUUCCAAAUGUCACUGGACACUAAACUCCCAUCAGCCUCAGCCAGCAUGGCUAUUGCUCAGGCAUGAUGGGAGCUGAAGUCCAAAAGCAUCUACAGGGGGUUAGGGAAGGCUGUCAUUGUCAACAACACUGGCCUGGUGAAUCCAUCAAAGAUAUUGAUUCCUGGCAGGAUCACAAACACAGCAAAGUGUCAUUAGUAAGAACCAUAGAUACUAGGCAAAACUGCAUACAGAGAUAUGAACAUUAGGGGAGAUUUACACUAAAGUGUUGAUGAAUUUUCGUGAGGACUUCCCUCCCCAGCCACCACCAGAAAAAAUAUGCAAACUGAUGUGAAAAUGCAGAAAGCCAAAUGUAUGUAAAGUUGGAAAAAUGGGACAUUGAGAGAUGUUGAAACUGACAGAUUGGCCCAUCCCUAUCUAUACUGCACCUAGCACACUGUUUCUGCCCAGCCCCAUUGUUAACAAAGAAGUCUUAUUUUUCAUGUUUUCAUUUUGUUUGGGUCACAUUUUCUAAAGGCAUGUUAAUUAUGAUAUCUCUGUCACUCCCACUCAGUGGCAGGCAGGUGGUGGGGGAUCUGGUUGCAGUGUCUGCAUCCUUCAGAUUCUUCCUUGGGGCCAAGUCUGAGAGAUAAUAAUGGAACAGAGUGAAGCAGGGAACGCCCAGCCCCCAGACAGCAAUUCUACACUUGCACCCACCACCCACCACAACCCUCCCCUCCUCUGACUGCUCUUUGCCCUGGCUGUGAGGUGUCAUCAGUUGGGGUUGGGAAAGAGACAAGAAAAGUCUUGGCAAAGCUGUAGAAAGCCAUUGGGGAGGCUGGGGAGAGAAAGCAGCUCCAUGCAGAUGCAAGCCAUGGCCUCCCUGGUCUGGGUGCCAUCUUGGAACAGCUGCCAAGAUGUCUUGAGAAAGCAGGCCAGUGGUUAGAGGAAGGGAGGCUGAACGCAAAGGAGGACAGUGAGGGCUCCUGUCAUAAGAACGCAGGAAGUUGCCUCAUGCCAAGUCAGAGGACUGAUCCAUUUAGCUUAGCAGCUACCAGUGGCUCUCCAAGGUUUCUCACAGCCCUAGCUGGACAUGGUGGCUCUCCCUGGGAUUGGCUAUGGCGCCACCUACUGUUGGCCUCCUUGCCUUCUGUCCUGCUAUUCCCAAUGGUCACCAAGAACCCGUGCUGGCAGCUAUGCAAAUAAUUUAUCGUGUGCAUUUUUGUGUGCAAAUCUACAUCAUCAUCUUCUUUCUUUUUGGGGGUGGGGGUGGUUUUCCUCUUCCUUUCGAGAUGCACAGUUGGCCCCUUAAGUCUGAUUGAGGCUCUACCUUUGCACACCAGCUUAAGCUCAUUCAGUGCCACCAGCCAACCUGAACACAUCUCUACUGUCGGGAUGGAAAUCUGCCUAGCAACUGUUGGGUGUUCAGGAUGCUUGUAAGAAAGUUCGCUUUCAAAGAGAAAGGGAGAGGCUCCUGGCAGUGGCUGGUGCCCAUUGGGACCAGCAGGGCAGAAGAGAAGGAGGCUAACAGCAGGUGGCGCCGCAGCCAGCGGCAGGCAGAGCCAAGUGACUCUAGUUUUGAACCUAUCCUCUUCCCUGUUGAGUUCUGCAAAGCCAACAAUGAGACUAAAAAGGAGGAAGCCGACCCCACUGGCCCUCUCCUGCUUUGGUCCCGCCUCUAGUCCUGGAGGUAAUAUAUAGCCGUGGCUGGUGACCCAUUGGGAUUGUCAGGGUGGAAGGUUGUGGAUUUCAGUGAGAGCCAUCCCACCUCCCAUCGCCCUGUGAUUUGAACAGUGGAUGAUACACACCAGCCCUUGAAGCAAGAGGAGAGCUCCUCUAGGCAUGUGCAGAAUUGCUCUUCCUCCGUACCGCUGAGUAAGCUAGCACAAGUUUAAAGUUUAGGAGAGAGCGAGAGAGAGCUUUCAGAUCUCAAAAAGAAUGUGGCAGAGAGCAUAAGAAAAGCUCUGCUGGAUCAGGCCAGAGGCCCAUCUAUUUGCCAUCCUGUUCUCACAGUGGCCAACCAGAUGCCUCUCUGGGAAGCCCACAAGCAAGUCCUGAGUUUUCAACAACCCCCUCCAUGAAGCAGAGGUAGUGUUUUAUUAUUUAUUUCAAUCAUUUACAGACCACUUAAUUACAAUAGUCUCUAAGCAUUUGUUCCAGAACCUCGGCACAAUAAAAACGAGUUAAAGCUAUAAAAUCAGAAUUCCUUUGAAAUGCCUGCUAGAAUAAAAGUCUGGCCUCAGCUGGAAGGGAGUUCCAUAAAACUGGGUCCUCAAUACUGAACACACAGCUCCUAAUGGAUAAGAGCCAUUUAUAUUAUAAGUAAUAUAUUUCUUAAAAGCACUAGACUCCACUGUGCCUCAAUCUUCCCAGAGGAAGCAAUAACCCUGGGUAAGCGCCUGGAACCCCUGGAAUCUCACACCACUCUUGGAGAUUGGGGUGGUGUAUAACACUGUGCCUCUGAGAGAAGGGGGGGGGCUCUGAAAGUGACUACCCCAAAUACCUCUAUGACUGGGCAGGGAUAUAAGGAAUGAGGUAUCCUUGGCUCAAGUUGUCGCCAAUUAAGCCUUGGCAAUGAAUACCAGAACCUUGAACCUGACCCUGACAGAGCAAGAGCAACUAGCACAAGCUUUUGAGCACCAGUGAAAGUCUGUCCCCAUCAAAUCUGACAUCAACCCCGUUCGUAUUUUGUCACCCCAACCCUUCACCUCUGGGUCUUCCUGACGCAUGUAAUGCAGCAAAGCCGUGGCAAGCUCUGACCUCACACGGUGGCGGAGAUGUCUCAGCACCGCACAGGCCCCAAGAGACCUCGCCUCCUACUUAGCGGAAGGCAGGCACUGGUGCCUGGUCUCCUGCUGCACCGAAGGAGUCGAGGCUUGAGGCUCUGAGCCAACAGCAGAGACAGCCCUCAAAGUCUCCCUCCUUCCCUCCCUCAGGAAUUUUGUCCAGCAGCCAGUCAAGAAAGCUACCCCACAAGCUCUCCGCUACUCAUCUUCUUCCACGCUGCCUGGCUGGAGACAUCAAGGCAUUCAGGCACAUAUCUUGUUUAUUUGCUCAAAUGGGGCCUGACAGAUUAAUCAACAGAAGUUGAUUAAUCCAUCCAUCAAAACUGUUGGGCCUUGUCGCCUAAGCUCCCUGACCAUCUCCAGCUAAAGAACUGUUUCCCCACCAAAACUGCUUAGUUUCAAAUUCCCCAAGCCCUAAAUCCUUUUUGGUGUCAGAUAUUUUACUUGCCACACAUCCUUUGCAUGCAAUCAUUUCAAUAAAAUCUAUUUGAUUUUAAAAGGUUGUUUUUUUAAAGUGUUCCCUGCCCUGCCUGUUAUUAACAGGAAUCUAGGAAGCAGCCUAGUAUAGACCAGUAUUGUCCACACCGACUGGCAGCAGCUCUCAAGAAUCUCAGGCAGAGAAGAGUCUUUCCCAUCACUUUCUGUGGCAGGGUUGGGGAAUCUAAUACCAGGGGGCAAAUGUGGCCCUUGGGUCUCUCCACAGGCCGCAGCCCAUCUCACAAACCAUAUCCUCAAGUGCUUUUGGCUGGCUGAAUGUGUCCUUGAAAUGUGAUAAUACUUCUUGGCUGGAAGGAAGAUGGAGAAAUCUCUUUCUGUGUGUAGCUUAGAGGUAGAACGACUGCUUUGCUUGCAGAAGGUCACUGGUUCAAUCCCCAGCAUCUCCAGAUACAGGACCCUGGAAAGCAACUGCCAAUCAGUGUAGACAAUACCGAGAUAGAUGGACAAAUGGUCUGGCUCAGUACAAGACAGCUCCCUAUGUUCCUGCAUUUUGCAUGGCUGGAAUGGAACCUACCAUACAAAGAUAAGAGUCAGAUCCAUUGCUUCACUCACUUCUGCAUCUGCCUGCACCCAGCCCUGGUAUGUGGCCCCUGGAAGAUCACUCUGGAGGAAAUGCAGCCCCCAGGCAGAAAAUUAGGUUUUCUGUAGUGUACUUCUAACAUGAAACAGCGGGGAAGUUCCUGCAUUCAAAGCAGGUGCUCUGCCAUUGAACUACUUCUUCAAAUAUGGCUAGUAGACUUGUACCUGACGCUGCUCAGGAAUUCUAAGAAACAGAAAAACCAGCGCAGUCUUAAAAUCAGUGCUUAAAAUCAGCAUAGUUUUGAAAGGUUCGUUCUGCCAUCUUGAUUCAAAAUGGUGUCCAAUUGUAUCCAAAGACAGACAAAAACCUGCUCCUCAACCUCAGGAACCGCCACGAAAAAAUCGGUUAAAAUCAGUGCAGUUUUGAAUGGAACAGUCUGCCAUCUUGAUUCAAAAUGGCACCCAAAUGUCUCCAAAGAUAAGACAAACACCUGCUCCUCAAUUUCAGGAACUGCCACGCAAAAACUUCCUGUGGUAUCGUAAGAGGUGUCCAAAUGCAUAGACAACAAACAGCUUCUCAAAAUAUAUAGCAGAUAACAUUAAUUAAAUUGAUGGAUCUGUCAUUUCAUGUAUCCCCACCCAGUGUUCUGUCCCUGCCUAGGCACUUAGGGCAAAGCUUGCUCCCCCAUGGUGUGUGUGUGGGGCAGAAUGAGGUUCACUCACCCUCUUUCCAACUCACCUCUCUUCAUCCCUUCUGUUCCCUGCAGCGGUUUGCUUCCAUCCCACGCUAUGUGGAGACUCUGGUGGUGGCUGAUGAAGAGAUGGCGCAUUUCCACGGCGCAGGCCUCAAGCGUUACCUCCUCACCAUCAUGGCAGCGGCCGCCAAGUUCUUCCGACACCCCAGCCUGAAGAAUCCAGUCAACUUGGUCGUGACCAGGCUGGUUGUGAUUGGACAAUCCGAGGACGGGUUGCGGGUGUCUUCCAACGCUGCAGAGACACUGCGGAAAUUCUGCACGUGGCAGAAAGGCCUCAACAAGGAGAGUGACGAGGAUCCUGAGCAUUUCGACACGGCCAUUCUCUUCACUAGAGAGGUAAGUGAACUGCUGCCAGGUAUCCCCCUAUAUGCUGCGCAGAGAACUCGCACAACUAAAAUUCUGCACCAAGGAAAGUGGCCAAAUUCUGCAUAAAUUCUGCAAAUUGGUCACACUGGCAUUUAGCGAUAGGCUUCUUACUUUCCUAAUCUGCGAAAUGUUCCAGGGAUUGCAGCAAAAUACAGGUUUGGUUUCCUUUGGGUGAAAGAGAGCCCCCAGAGGCUUAAGGGGUAUUUGCAAUAAGUAGCUAGUUGAGAGCCAGAGGGUAGAUAAGACUGGGACCAGGAAGUUCUGGGUUCAAAUUCCCUAUUCAGCCAUGAAGCUCACAAAAAAAACCCAAGGACAGAUGAUAGAUAUAGAUAGAUCAAUAGAUAGAUAGAUGAUAGAUGAUAGAUAGAUAGAUAGAUAGAUAGAUAGAUAGAUAGAUAGAUGAUAUAGACAGAUAUAGAUAGAUGAUAUAGACAGAUAUAGAUAGGUCCCUGCUCCUGCCAACCUAGCAGUUCAAAAGCAUGUCAAAGUGCAAGUAAAUAAAUAGGUACCACUCCGGCGGGAAGGUAAAUGGCGUUUCCAUGCGCUGCUCUGGUUCGCUAGAAGCAGCUUAGUCAUGCUGGCCACAUGACCUGGAAGCUGUCUGCAGACAAACGGCAGCUCCCUUGGCCAGUAAAGCGAGAUGAGCGCUGCAACCCCAGAGUUGUCCUCGGCUGGACUUAACAGUCAGGGGUCCCUUUACUUUACCUAUGAACUAUUGUUCACUGGAGGUUGGCUAUGAUUCCUGUGUUGCAGGGAAUCAUAGCUAACUAGAACCUUCUAGCCCUACAGCUCUGUGAUUCUAUCAGUUCUAGCUUGGUCUGAAUGCAAGUGUCUGACCAUCUCUCUCCCUACAGACUUGCAGGGAGAGCUGAUUUGGCAGCCAGUGGGUGCCUUCUCCUCCAGAAAGAUACUGUAGACAUUGCCUGCUGAGUCCUGCAGAGGGUGCCAUCUCACAUGUGGCCAGUGCCACCUUGGAGGCUCCUUCAGUGGCUGUUUCUGCCACACUGUGCAUUGGUGGCCUUGAUAAUAUGCAUUUGUCUUUCCCUGGCAGGAUCUCUGCGGGCGCUCUAGCUGUGGCACUCUCGGCAUGGCGGACGUGGGCACUGUGUGUGACCCAGAACGCAGCUGCUCCAUCGUGGAGGACGAUGGGCUCCAGUCUGCUUUCACCGCAGCGCAUGAGCUUGGUAAGUGGGGACUGGCACCUUGCACUCAACCAGCCAUUUUGGGGGGCAUUCCUAUGGAUCCACCCCUGUCAAAAAGCCAGGUAGUCUAUUCCCAAGAAAGACAGAGGUUUGGAGUGCAAGCCUAGGCUUGUCUAGUCAGCAAUAUGAGUUUCAUGAAGGAUAAUGUAUCAAUGACUAUUAACCAUCAGGGCUAUGCUCUGCCUCGACUCUCGGAUGCAGAUUCUGUUCUUGAAUGGCCGAGUAAUUAAUGCAAAAUAUCCUGCAGCUUCACAAGUUUAUGGGGAGCUGGAGCUGAAUUUUUUUUCUUUUUCUUUUCUUUUCUUUUCUUUCUUUCUUUCUUUCUUUCUUUCUUUCUUUCUUUCUCUCUCUCUCUCUCUCUCUCUCUCUCUCUCUCUCUCUCUCUCUCUCUCUCUCCUUUCCCCCUUGUAUAGGCCAUGUCUUCAACAUGCUCCAUGACGAUGACAAGCACUGCAGAGAACUGAACCACCACUCAAACUCACGCCACAUGAUGGCCUCCAUCAUGUCCCCCGUGGACCCUGAAGAGAUGUGGUCCCCGUGCAGUGCCCGCUUCAUCACUGACUUCCUAGACAACGACCACGGUAAGACUUCGCAUUCCGAUCUGCACAUUCCUUGACUGUUCAGUUGGAUCUUUUUGGCCCCGGUGGUCGAGCUUCCUUCCUCACCAUCCUGGUCUCAUGUGACAACUUAAGCACCUAGGGAGAAGGGGGAGCAAUUCAAUUCAGUUUGCAUUGAAAGGAGAACCAAAACAAUGCACAGACGGAAAGCAGCCAUUUUUUGAAAUUCACACAUCUCUAAACAUUGUAAUGCUGUUGUCCGGCCAAUGUGCAAAGAAACAUAACAUGCAUAUGCAGUAAUGGUGAAUAGGGCAUACCAAAAUGCAUUUUUAUUAGGGAACAUUGCUUUGCAGAACUGUAUACUCAAAAUUGACAGAUCUGCCCACUCCUAGGCCUUGAAUUAACCAAUCUUCUGGUUCCCCCUUCCUCAUCCCUUUCCUUGCAGGUCGCUGCCUCUUAGACAAACCACGCGAACCCCUGCACCUCCCAGCUGCCUUCCCUGGCAGUGAUUACGACGUGGACCAGCAGUGCCAGCUGAGCUUUGGGCCCGACUCACGCCACUGCCCCAGCAUGCGUCCCCCUUGUUCCUCACUGUGGUGCACGGGGCAGAUCAACGGGCAAUACAUGUGCCAGACGAAAUACUUCCCCUGGGCCGAUGGGACACCUUGCGGCGAAGGCAAGAGUUGCAUGAGCGGCCAGUGCAUCAGCAAAGUCGACUUGAAGGCGUACAAUGUGAGUAGACCCACCAGCGGUAUCUCUGCGUUCCCAGGGUAGACAUAAAGGACACAGCGCUCCCUUUUUGAGCAGGGAAGGAUGCAUUGUACAGUAUUGAAUGCACUUGUUCUGUUAGCACAGGGAAUUGUGCUUGUGUAAUGGUGCUUUCCCUCUUCUCCUCCCCUGAAUGGACACCAUGCCCUCCCAAAUCUGCUCCUGAGGGGAGCAUCAGGACAGAUUUAAGGGGUGCACAGGAGGGGAGAAGAUCUGCUGCACAAGCACCAAUUCUUACGCUAGUAGAUUUAAUUGCUUGGCACUACACUGGAUACAAGCCUUGGAAACCCAAGAACACAAGAGGCACAUAAACUGAACUUAAGUUUAGAAAAAAGAGAAACAGAUACUGACAGAUUCACCUGUUCCUACCAUAGUGCUUGUGAAGUGCUUUGUACAUUUGUAAACACCGUGUGACUUAUCAAUUGUCUCACACAAAGCACUUUUUCACUCUCUCUUCCCUUUUCUCCUUUUUUGCAGAUUCCCACCCACGGUGGCUGGGGACGUUGGGGCCCGUGGGGCGACUGCUCCCGCAGCUGCGGAGGGGGAGUGCAGUACUCCACCCGCGAGUGCAACAAGCCUGUCCCACGCAAUGGUGGCAAGUACUGCGAGGGGAAACGCACCCAGUACCGCUCCUGCAACGUCCAGAAUUGCCCCGAUGGGAACGGUAAGAUCGUUUCUGCCGCUUUCAAACAGCGUUUCUUAGGUGGACCUGAUUGCCACAGCCUGCCCUGGUGCUUCCUUGCUUGUGUUUCUUACUGGCUGAAACCAUAGCUAGCCAACUGCCAGCGAGUGCAGGCAAUAGUGAGCAAGAGGGACCAAUUUUCUGACCCCACAUAAGGCAGCUUCCUAUGUUCCUGUGUGCUAACUGGGUUCAUUAUUCCAAGUGGCACACAGGGGUCUUGCUUAAUUGUUUAAUAUGGAAGAGAAAACGUGAGACGGAAGCAAUCAUCAAGAGGUUUAAUAUGAAUGUUGAUGCCCAUUUCACACCCAAAAUGCACCUGGGGCCAUUUUAUUCUUGUCACCCAGCCCUAGUUGCAGGUCUUAACCCCUGUGUGUUAAUUCCCCUCCAGCUCUGACCUACCGGGAACAGCAGUGUGCUGUCUACAAUCACCGCACUGACAUGUUUAAGGACUACCCUGCCCCCAUGGACUGGGUGCCCCGCUACAGCGGUGUGGCUGAGCGUGACCAGUGCAAGUUGACCUGCCAAUCCCAUGCCCUGGGCUACUACUAUGUCCUGGAACCGAAGGUAAGUGUUACCAUGGCAACGUGGGCCUCCCGUCCCUCAGGAGACCCUGAGGUUAUUUUACACUUAAGAGAACAAGCUUUCGGAAACAAAAUGCAAAGCAAUGGACAGCUAUCUGAGAGUGUGUAGGCGGGAGAUGGGGAAUCUGGAAGGUGUUGUGGGGAAGGAAGUAGAGGACCGAAGAGGAAGUGAUUUUCCCAUAAGCCCUUGGGGCAGUAAACUGACUCUUGCUUGGUUCUAGGUGGCUGAUGGAACACCCUGCUCCCCUGACUCCACCUCAGUCUGUGUCCAGGGGCGCUGCGUCCACGCUGGUUGCGAUCGUGUCAUCGGCUCGAAGAAGAAGUUUGACAAAUGCAUGGCGUGCGGAGGGGACAACUCUGGAUGCACUAAGAUCUAUGGUUCUUUCACCAACCCUCAGUGAGUGACAUUUCUUUUGCAGGCGCUGCUUUGUGUGGCGCUAAGACAUUGGGAAUGCACAAUGUGUUUCCCUCCUUCCCAACCCCAAGUAUUUCUUUACAGAUAGUUGAGACCUUGCUGAUGCCAUUACUUCAACAGUUAAAUAUAGGCCUAUGCCAAAAGUAUCCAUAGAAACCCUAAUUCAAGAGCCCAGGUAUAAAUGAUGAAUAGUUCUUGCAUUUAUGAAUUUCAGGUUGUAUCCAAGAGUAUUCCUACUUGGAGCAGAUCCAUUGAAAUGAAUGGAGUUGCCUCUGGGCUUUGAGUAUAACUUAGAUGGAUACAAACAGUGCUUUUUUUCUGGGGAGGAUGCAGGGGUACGCAUAGCCCUAAACAUUUUGUGAAUCUUUGUACUAUUGUCCAUUUACUGUAUUUAUUUUCCCGAUUUGAACUAUAAAAUGGUUAUUUUCUUGAGUCAAAAUGAGAGUACCCCUAAAUAUUUUUUAAAGAAAAAAAGCACUGGAUACAAAUACAUAUAUAUUCAUACUUACAUAAUUUGCUCCAAUUAUAAAACCACCCUGUUCCCAUUCCUAACAAAAUGUGUAAGAACUUUCAUGCAUUUUGAAGGGAAAGCUAUAAAGUGGCAUCCCCUGCAUGCAAGUAAGUACAUAAAUUAUUUCCAACAGAACAGGGCGAUUUUUAAGAGCCCCUGAUUCCUGGAAGACCAUGGACUGCUGUCUGCAAGGAAUCAUGUCCAUGCGUACACUGCUCCUGUAUGACUGGGAUUAAGCAGUGUACAAAGUGUUGAAACAAAUAAAUAAUGUGGAAAGGGUGGGACCUCUCACUCCAAUCCCAUCCAGCCCUAAAUCCCAUCCAGCCCUAAGACCUGGUCUUUCUCGGACCAAGAGAUUGGCUCCUAUUCCCAGCUUCCUAGGACCACAUUCACACCAUUCAUUUAAAGCCAUAGCACAGCACCUUAAGCAGUCAUGGCAUCCCCCAAAGAACCCCGGGAGAUGUAGUCUGUCACGUAUGCUGAGAGUCACCAGGAGCCCCUUAUUCCCCUUGCAGAUCAACAAUUCCCAGAGUUCCCUGAGAACCACUCAGAAAAUUUGGGUGCUCGGCCACACUUGUCCCAUGCCAAGAAAGCAUGGCUCUGAGCAGUUUUCCACCGCUUUCCUCUGGAAAACUUGUUCUUCUGCGCGAAAUCAGAACAGCAAUCUGCAGAAAAACUGGAUUGCCCUUUGUUCUGAUUCAGCGCUAAAAUGCAAGUUUUCCCGGGGAGGAAAGUGGCAAGGAAAACAGGAGUGUGAAUGAGCCCUGAGUCUUGUGGAGACCUGGCCACCCUGCUCCUCAGAGGCAGGCCUUUUUCCACUCUCCAUCCCAGCUGAUCCCUGAUCUUUCUCGUCCUCCCGCCCAAUCAGGUACGGUUACAACGACGUGGUCACCAUCCCGGCGGGAGCCACCAACAUCCUGAUCCGCCAGAGCAGCGGCCCAUCGUCCUCCAGCGACGGAAUCUACCUGGCUCUCCGCCGGCGGGACGGCACUUACGCCCUCAACGGCAACUACAUCCUGGCACCUUCCGAGCAGGACGUCCACCUGCCAGGCGGGGUGAACAUGCGCUACAGCGGGGCCACCAAGGCCAUGGAGACGAUCGUGGGGCGCGGGCCCCUGAAAGAACCGCUCACCUUGCAAGCCUUGGUGGUGACCGACCAGAAGACCCCGCGCCUCAAGUACACCUUCUUCGUCCCCAAGGCUCCAAAGAGGUUGUCGAGCCAGUGGCUGAAGCAGAAGGCUCGCAUCUUGGAGGUCCUAAGGAACCGGCGAGGCCGCAAAUAGACAUGUGCACCUCUUGGGGAGAGGUGGUUCCUGGCCAGGCCUCCCGACUUGCUCUGGCCCCUGCAACCCACAACGGAGGCAGGCGUCUGCGUGGGGAGGGGGCUCAUAAGGCACAUCUUCUUAAUGUCGCUUUCCUGAAGAUGACCAAACUGCACCAAAGCUUACCCGCUGACCUCACAAACAAGAGACCCUAAGCAGCAAAAGCUGGUGCUAGGUUUGCUUAAUGGCUCAGGGACCUUCCAGGACCUUCUGCCGCAUGUUGUGGACUCUCUUUCUUGGCUCUGCCUGGACAUUUGAAGACUCAGGACACAAACCAAGUUGUGGGGGAAAGGGGAAAGCACCCAGAGGCUUAUGGCCUUGUAUGCCUGAAAAGGCUUGACCUCAAGUGUGGGGUUGUCAAGCCAAGCCGUUUCCUCCUCCCUGCGAGGGAUCUGAUAAGUUAUAGGGCGAUGGUCAGCCAGGCUUCAAAAUGGAAUCCAGGGUGGGGAGGAGGUGGUGAAAAAAAGCCCCUUGCUGUUUUUUUGUGGUUUAUUCGGGGAUGGGGUGGAAUGAGCGACAGGGAGAAGUUGACCUGACUGAAGAGAACAGGCAUCAAUUCUGCAAAAACAACAUCUGGCUUAGCCUAGGCCGUCAACAGGCCUAUUCUCCAUUGUGCUUGUUCCCUCAGUUUUUUUAUUCUGUCCGCUCGUGUACUGUAUUUAUUAUCCUUUUUAUUUAUUCACUACUCUGGAUGCAUAAAGAGUAUUAAUUGUGGGGAGGGUUUAUAUAUAUAUAUAUUUGUUGUUGCUGCUGGGUUUUUUGGGUUUUUUAAAAGCAGAACAAAGGAGGCAGCAAUGUUCCUCAGCCUCACCAAAACUUGGCAAGUUUACACCACACGUUUUUUCUGGGGGAGCCAGAAAAUGUGCUCGAAUCAGCGGUGUCUACCUCAGCCUCUUAGCGCCUCCUCCUUCCCCCACUCUCUGCUCUCAAAUGGGCUUUUUUUUUGGCCCACCCCACAGCUGUCUCUGGCUUUGGACAGACUCUUCUGCCAGGACAGGCGAGCCUCUCUUAUUUUUUUGGCAGCACGUGCCUUUCUCCUUUUUCUUGCGGCAAUGACAAGGCACCAGAGAAAUUACAGGCCUUGGUUUGGGGGAAAAGCCGUCCUGAAGUGGUCAGGCUUUGGGGCUUUUCCCUCAUAGUAGGCCGACCUCAGUUAGACCUCUCUUCUUCCAUGCCGAGGGAGGGGCGAAGGGACCAGGCCUUUGUGUCUCUCACUGUUGUGGCCUGCAGAAGAGGCCACUCAAAGGAUUUCCUCCCCUCAGCCCAGAAAAUAAUGUUGUGUCUGGGCUGGUUCCCAAUUAUCACAGGUUGCGAGGGGAGCUGACGGCCCUAACAUUAUGGGCUAGGAGGCACUGCCGAGUGAGUGGCAAGGGAAUAAGCAGCAGCUUAGCAUGAGGAGGCCAUUAAAAGGGAAUUAUUUUUCCCAACCUGAAAAGUGAGGGAAAGCAGGUGAUUUCAUUGAGGUGGCAGGGAGAGAGGUGGUCGCAUCCAAUGCCUGUCACAGAGCAAACCCAAUGGAAACAAUGGUUUGGACUACCUUAGGUCCACGAAUUUCAGUGGGGCUACUCUGAGUAAAAGUCAGUUGGCUAUCAUCCCUAGACGCUGACGUUCAAGUCUUCUAAAAUGAGAGCAGAGGUUAGUGGUUGCGGCAGUGAAGUAGGGCGAAGGUGGGAAACAAUGGGACUCCACCAGCUCUGAGAGCGAAAGGAUGCCAAGCCAGGGUCUUCUCAUUGUCUGUCCCCUCCCUGAGUAGUAGAAGCACAUGGGCCAAGAGGCAGCAAAAGGGAAGAAGAAACUCAUUCUGCACAUUGCCGUGCCAGAAGCACCAGCCCUUACAACAGGGGUAGGGAACAUUGGGCCCUCCAGAUGCUGUUGAACUGCAAUUCCCAUCAUCUCUGGCCAUUGGCCAUGCUUGCUGGGGCUGAUGGGAGUUGUAGUUGAGCAACAUGAGCUAUGCCCAUAACGAGGCUGAUACACACUAAGUUUCCCCCUGGAGGGGGUGAAUUAUAUUUAAAACCUCUGUAGAACCAGAGGGAAUCCCCCCAAACAACUCCCCAGUUUUGUCAGUGAUAGCCCUUUCCCUCAACCACAGGGACUCUGAUAGUUAAUAAUUUAAUUAAAUUAUAAAUCAAGGAGGAUAGCAGCAAAAGCCUUAACUGGCCCCGGGGCAAGUCCCCGGGGGUCAUGAGGUUGGGUUUUAUAUUCGUUUUGUAUAGAACAGUGUGUUUGAUCUUAAUAACUAUUGUUGGGGAUCUGGGGUUAUUUUUUCCGUUUUGAAAUAAUAAAAACUCCGCCAGGUUAUUUAAUGCUAUUUAUAAAC